Molecule: messenger RNA, 1176 nt
Organism: Daldinia childiae
Lineage: Eukaryota; Fungi; Ascomycota; Sordariomycetes; Xylariales; Hypoxylaceae
Product: putative 26S protease subunit rpt4
Exons: 4
Coding region: 1-1176 (391 amino acids)
Biological process (GO): positive regulation of RNA polymerase II transcription preinitiation complex assembly
Cellular component (GO): cytosolic proteasome complex; proteasome regulatory particle, base subcomplex
Molecular function (GO): ATP binding; ATP hydrolysis activity; proteasome-activating activity
Source: RefSeq, a predicted model, not a curated record
AUGGCCUCGGACCAAGAACGGAACCAUGCGCUCCAAGCGCUCCGAACCAAGCUUAUCGAGUCGCGAGAAUGGGAAUCGAAGCUCAAGGCCUUGCGCGUGGAAAUCAAGGGAUUAGAGAAGGAGUUCAACCAGACUGAAGAGAACAUCAAGGCCCUACAAAGUGUCGGGCAGAUUAUCGGUGAAGUCCUAAAGCAGUUAGAUGAGGAAAGAUUUAUCGUCAAGGCCUCUUCAGGCCCCCGAUACGUCGUUGGAUGCAGGUCGAAAGUCGACAAGGCCAAACUGAAGCAGGGGACCCGUGUAGCGCUCGAUAUGACGACACUGACAAUCAUGCGAAUGCUACCCCGAGAAGUUGACCCCCUCGUUUACAACAUGUCACUGGAAGACCCCGGUCAAGUCUCUUUCGCUGGUAUCGGUGGUCUCAAUGACCAGAUCCGCGAGUUACGUGAGGUUAUCGAGUUACCGUUGAAGAACCCGGAGCUAUUCUUAAGAGUGGGCAUCAAGCCGCCCAAGGGUGUGCUACUAUAUGGACCUCCGGGUACAGGAAAGACGCUGUUGGCAAGAGCCGUAGCUAGCAGUUUAGAAACGAAUUUCUUGAAAGUCGUUUCCUCAGCUAUCGUCGACAAAUACAUCGGCGAAUCGGCACGACUUAUACGAGAAAUGUUCGGGUACGCCAAGGAGCACGAGCCGUGCAUUAUCUUCAUGGACGAGAUCGAUGCCAUCGGUGGCCGACGAUUCUCAGAAGGUACUAGUGCAGACCGAGAGAUCCAGCGCACGCUCAUGGAGCUACUCAACCAGCUAGAUGGUUUCGACUACUUGGGCAAGACCAAGAUUAUCAUGGCCACGAACCGACCCGAUACCCUGGAUCCCGCCUUACUGCGUGCCGGUCGUCUUGACCGAAAGAUCGAGAUCCCGCUACCGAACGAGGUCGGCCGUCUUGAGAUUCUCAAAAUCCAUGCCCAAAGCGUCGUCACCGAAGGCGAGAUUGACUUCGAGAGCGUAGUCAAGAUGAGCGAUGGCCUGAACGGGGCCGAUCUGCGAAACGUGGUCACGGAGGCCGGUCUAUUCGCGAUCAAGGCCUACCGAGAUGCUGUCAACCAAGAUGACUUCAACAAGGCCGUCCGAAAGCUAGCGGAAGCGAAGAAGCUAGAAGGCAAGCUAGAGUACCAGAAGCUAUGA